AUGUUCGCUAAAACUCUAACCCUUUGCCUUUUGGCAUCUGCUGGCCUCGUCAGCGCGACUCCAACUCAUGUUCUCCUACACAACCGCCAAGCUCAACGUCAAGGUGGAGGACAAGGUGGUGGACAGAAUGGUGGGCAAAACGGAGGUCAAAAUGGUGGUCAAGGUGGAGGUCAAGGCCAAGGAGCAACCGGAACAACCCUCCAAGCAGCUGCGAUCCAGUCUGGGUCUUUCACAGAUGGGUCUGUAAAUGGCGCUCUCAAAGAUGGACAAUCGGCCUCUAAAACUUCCCAAAACAACUUCAUUAAUAACUGCGUGGGAAAGACGCUCACCAAUGGUCUCCAAGUCCAAGAGGGGUCUUGUAAUGGAAUUCCAAUGGGUGAUAUUCCAGCCAAAGCCAACAUGAUCUCUUCGGUAAUCACCUUCCCUCAAACUGGAGGCGAUGCGCCUGCAGCAGACACCACUUUUGAUAUUUCCGUACAAGUGAACAACUUGGUUGCAGGAUCUUUCACCAAUGCUGCCUCUACUUAUUACGCCGCCCCACAGGCUCUCCAAGGCGGAAAGGUCGUCGGUCAUACUCACGUUACAGUUCAGGACCUGGGCAAUUCUCUCAACCCCACUAAGCCAUUGGACGCAACGCAAUUUGCCUUCUUUAAGGGUAUCAACGACAACGGAAAUGGAAACGGUCUUCUCAAAGCUACUGUCACCGGCGGACUUCCAGCUGGAAACUACCGGGUGUGCACCAUGACAUCUGCUUCCAACCAUCAACCCGUACUUAUGCCUGUUGCCCAACGUGGAACUCCAGAUGAUUGCACCAAAUUCACUAUCGGUGGUGGCGGCGGUAACAACAACGCUGGCAAUGGAGCCAACGCUGGUAAUGGAGCCAAUGCUGGUAACAACAAUGCUGGUAAUGGAGCCAACGCUGGUAACAACAACGCCGGUAACGGAGCAAACGCUGGUAAUGGAGCAACAGCUGGUGGCAAUGGGGGCAAUUCUGGAAACGGAGCCAAUGCUGGUAAUGGAAAUGCCGCGGGCGCAGGAACCGCAGCUUCAAGCAGUUCUGCUGCCGCUCCUGCCUCAACCUCCGCGGCUGCAGCUGGUGGUAACAACAACGGUGGAGGCGGUCGCGGAAAUGGAGGUGGUGGCCGUGGAAAUGGAAACGGAGGUGGCCGUGGAAACGGAGGAGGUCGUGGAAAUGGAGGCGGCCGCGGCAACGGAACUGCCACUGCUUCAAGCGCUGCCCAGGCUGAUCAAGCAUCUGCCACUGCCGUAGCUGGUAACAACAACGCUGUUACAGCUUCUGCCUCUCCAGCUGCCGCUACCUCUGCUGUAGUAUCAUCUUCAGCCGCCCCAGCUGCUACAAGCGCCGCAGCAGGAAACGGAAAUGCUGCUGGUGCCGCCGGGGCCGUUGGAGGAAUCGCAGCUCCAGCCGUUCAACAAUCCGGUAACAAGGACCGUCCAUUUGAGGUCAACGGCAACACCUUCGUCAACGAGGCUGCUGCCAAACAACGAGCUUGCGAUAUUCAGAACAAUGCCUGCAUGAAUGCCUUCAAUGGAGGUAACAAAGCCAUCACCCCUCAAGCGUGUUCUGCCCAACAAACUGCUUGCAACGCCGCGUAG
Messenger RNA from Glarea lozoyensis ATCC 20868, 1617 nucleotides. RefSeq lists its product as uncharacterized. The record is from RefSeq and is a predicted model, not a curated record. NCBI's taxonomy places the organism in Eukaryota, Fungi, Ascomycota, Leotiomycetes, Helotiales, Helotiaceae. The transcript has 2 exons. Bases 1 to 1617 code for a protein of 538 amino acids.